AUGAAACUGGAACGUUCGUUAUCAGCUGGACCAUUGAUGGUGUUAAUUGAAUAUGUUCCCUAUGGAGAUCUACUGGGAUACCUGAGGAAGAGCCGUGGAUUGAAUGACACUUACUUCCAAGACCCGGAUAUCAAACCAAAAACAAAUCUGACUUCAAAGCAGCUGAUGAAAUAUGCGUGGUGGAGCUACGGAGUUCUCCUCCAUGAGAUUGUCACGAUUGGAGGCUCACCAUAUCCAGAGAUGGAUGGAAGACAGAUUUUAACGUUGCUAAAUUCGGGAUACAGAAUGCCUAAACCACAACACGUGGAUGAUAAGUUGUAUGACAUAAUGACAAACUGUUGGAAAGAUGACCCUGACUUGAGACCAUCAUUUGAGAGUUUGAGAGAUGAACUGAAAGAAAUGGAAGACCAGCGCAAGGGGCUGAUAAAUUUGGACAAUUACGAUGAUCGACUCUAUGUUAAUGCUGACGAUCUUGUCAUGCAAUCAUUUGAAUUUUCAUGAAGCAGUGGAAGGAGUGAUAAAUCUAUACUAUUUUGGAUUUGACGUUAACCAUUCAUUCUGUUUUAAUUAAGAAAGUAUAAAAAAAUACGCUUAAUAGCGAACUAGGGCAAAGUACAGCUUUCACAUAUUUUUGUGCGAAUUCUUAGGGUUUUUGGUAUGUGUUUUUUAACUAUAUUAGAGAAGCAAACUAUAAUUUUUUUAUUAACGUUAUAGAUUUAAA
Messenger RNA from Stylophora pistillata, 721 nucleotides. RefSeq names its product proto-oncogene tyrosine-protein kinase receptor Ret-like. Gene Ontology annotation, biological process: multicellular organism development; protein phosphorylation; positive regulation of kinase activity. Gene Ontology annotation, molecular function: ATP binding; transmembrane receptor protein tyrosine kinase activity. Gene Ontology annotation, cellular component: plasma membrane; signaling receptor complex. The record is from RefSeq and is a predicted model, not a curated record. Lineage: Eukaryota; Metazoa; Cnidaria; Anthozoa; Scleractinia; Pocilloporidae.